AUGAUUUUACCUCUUUUUCGUCGUAUGUUAAGUCUUGAAGAAUUAACUUUGUCUAUUUUUGUUGAAGAACGAACAUUUAUCGAUGGUACUUCUCUUUAUAAUGAAAUUCUUGUUUAUAUGCCACGACUUUAUAUGUUUAACUUUUGGAUUUGUACUGAGAACAUGAUACAUAAUUCAAUUCAUCAUUUAUCUGAAGAUGAUAUUCAACGAACUUUUACUAAUAUUAUAUUUCAACAAGUGGAAUGUAUUGUCAAUUACUUGUAUCGUAUUACUCAAUUGCAAGAUGAUGUUCCAUUCGAACAUGAAUUUUUCAUUCGAAUUGCUUGGUCUUUUCCAUUACUUCAACAAUUAACUAUUAAGAAUGUUAGACCACAAUCAUCAUUAUCAGACCAAUUAAAUUCUAAUGAUAAUCAAUUAUAUUCAAUUGUUAAUUAUCCUUAUCUUAUUUCACUUUGCUUUGAAAAUGUUCAUAAUGAUUAUGUUGAACAAUUUCUUAACGAUACAAAAACACAUUUACCUCGUCUAACAAACUUAACAAUUAAUUAUGAUCAAUUACAACUUGUGACAGAAAAUUUUACAAAAGAAAGAACACGGCUCAAUUGUAUCAAUGUCAAUGAAUUAUAUCUUAUGAUAGAAACAAUAGUACAUUCAAAAGAUUUCUAUGUUUAUUUUUCUUUGUUGUAA
Messenger RNA from Rotaria sp. Silwood2, 684 nucleotides. The record is from the annotation of a GenBank genome assembly. Lineage: Eukaryota; Metazoa; Rotifera; Eurotatoria; Philodinida; Philodinidae.